Messenger RNA from Tetrapisispora phaffii CBS 4417, 2646 nucleotides. RefSeq names its product Zip1p (gene ZIP1). Lineage: Eukaryota; Fungi; Ascomycota; Saccharomycetes; Saccharomycetales; Saccharomycetaceae. The record is from RefSeq and is a predicted model, not a curated record. The transcript has a single exon. Bases 1 to 2646 code for a protein of 881 amino acids.
AUGUCUAAUUUCUUUAGAGAUAAUUCCGUUGCUUUUAAACCACGAACUAAUAUAUUCUCACGUUUAUCUUUAAGAGAUCAAAAUGAGCAAUCAACCAAUUUAAAUGAUAUUUCCGAAGCUAAACGUAAAGAUGAGAUCAAAGGUAACUUAAAUUCGGUAAACGAAACCUUUUAUGGCUCUAACAGCGAACAUUCCUCGCAAAUGUUUUCUAGUGCAAUUUUAUCACCUGAUAAUACUAAUGCAACAGAAGAUACUACAGGUAAUAUUAUGGAUAAGAAAGCUAUUAAAGACAAUAAAGAUAUUUCUGUCGCUCCAUCAAUUAGUAAUAAAAAAUUUGAUGAAAGUGAAGAAGAUGAACUAGAAAUAACUGAGGUAAGAAACUUGACUCCAACUAACAUGUUUUAUCCUGAUACUGCGAAUAAUUACCCAGAAGAUACCUCAACUGUGGUUGAUAAAAAACUUACCUCCAUUAAUACUGGGGCUAAAAAUACGGACACCAAUUAUAACAAUCAUUCGUUAGAGACCUCAUCUAAUGAUGUUUUACUUGAUGCGUUCAAUAAUACCCAAAAAAUAUGCUCUGUUUUAAAAAUUGAGUUACAAAAUGCACAACAAGAUAAUAAAAAAUUGAAAAAUAAAAUACAAGCCACUGAUGAAGAGACUAAUAAACUUGCUUCAAAAUUUGCUGAAUACAAAAAAAAAAUUUGCGAUCUAGAGCAAAAGAUCAAAUGGUUUGACGAGCAAAAGAAUCAUAAUGAUAAUAAAUUACAUGACUUAAAGAAAACCAAUCAGUUAGUUGUUGCAAAAAUCAACGAUCUUAAAACUAAUUAUGAAAGUAUCGGUGUCACUGUGUCAAAUUUGAAAAGAUCAAAAAUGAUGACAGAAACGGAAUUAAAUAAAAAAAAUAAAGAAAUUGAAUAUCUACAGAAAGAACUAGAUGAUUGUUCUGGUCAGCUUAGUGAAGAAAAGAUCAGGAAUAAUAAUUUAAUCUUGGAAUUCAACACUAUAAAAACACAAAAUACUGAAAUAAAUGAAUCGAUGAAAAAAAAUUUUAAUGAAUUCGAUUCUAUGUUGAAAACAUUUAUUAAUGAGAGAUUCAUUAAUUGUUUAAAAGAUGAAAGUUCAAAUACGAAAGAAGAGAUCUUGAAAACGUUUGAAAUAAAAUUAAAAGAAAAUGAAAAUAACAUUAAACAGAAUUAUCAAGAUGAUGUCGUAAUCUUAAAAGAGUUUUGCAAAACUGAAAAUAAUAAUAUUAUUAAUUCAAUUAACUCAAGUUUUUCUAAUACGGUCUCUGACUCUUCUUCAACUUUAGAAAAAUCAAUUAUGCAGAAUAUUCAUAAUGGCAAUGAUAAAGUCAUAGAAAACAGCAAUAAUAUGAAAAAUUGUAUUGAUGAAGUUAAGAUCCAGUUAGUUGAAGAUAGAAAUCAAAUUAAUGCUGAAAUUUCAAAAUUUUCAUCUCUUAUGUCGGAAUAUAAGGAAUUCGAAAAGAAGUUAGAAACUGUGUCACAAGAAAAUACUGAACUAAAAAUACAGAAAACUCAAUUAUUAACUUCAAUUGGUACAAAAGAAGCACAAUACGAGGAAUUAUUGAAUCAAGUAGGAAAUUUGAAACUUUCAACCACAACUCUCGAAGAAAAUGAAAAGUGUUUAAAAGAUCAAACUGAAAAAUUAUUAGAGAAAGUGUCAGAGUAUGAAAAGAGCAUUGAAAGAUUAAAAAAUCUUGAAUCGAAUUCGUCAGCAAACUAUGAAAAUAAGUUGGCGUCACAAGUCACAAUUUCCAAUACUCUAACAUCAGAAAAUGAUAUGUUAAAAAAUAUGGUAAAGCGUUUAGAAGAGUCCAAAGAACAGCUCAGCCAUGAAAACAAUAAAAAGUUUGAGAACCAUCAAAAACUGCUCGAUCAAGUAAGUGAACUUAAUAUCGAGUUAGUUCACUUAAAAGCAGGCGAAUUGGAAUUAAAAGAAGAGAAUUAUACAUUAAAAAAAACAAUAGAGAAUAACAAAUCUAAUUUUGAAGAGAAUAGUAGCAGUGUCAAAAGGUUCCAACAAAAAAUAAUCGAAUUGGAAUCUGAUAAGCAAGAAUAUAUGUCUGAAAAGUUAGACUUACUUGAUAAAAUUGAAGAAAAGGAAAAUCGGAUUUUGAAGUUGGCUAAUGAAGUUAAAGUUUUAGAGAAGGAAACCAAUCAGUUGAAAAAUUAUAAAAAUGCACAGUCUAACAUGAGCAGACCAAAUGCAACUACUAGCAAACCUAAUAACAUUCAAAAGAGAGACACGAAAACUUUAGAAGGAGAGAAAGAUAGUUUACUACUAUCUCAAUUAGAGAAUACCACUAAUAAAAAGAGAAAAAAAACUAUAGCAAAAGAAAAGUUAAUUAUUCAAGAAGAACCAAAGGAGGAUAAUAUCAUUAAGAGCUACGAUAAUUUUGAUCUUUCGUCAUCAUUAAAUGAUGAUUUAGAGAUGAUUUUCCCAUCUCAGGUUGAACUAAAAAUUAACAAGAAACCGAACCAGAGAAACAAUUCACAUUACACACACGAUCCAUAUCCUAAUACCAGAAAGAAAAUGUUAUUAUCUGAUGAUUUUACAAGUAAAUUAGAAAAAGGUCCUAAUCCUGUGCAAACUUCAUCAGUGAAGAAACGAAAGGGAAUCAAAUAA